GGGAGCCUGGGCAGUAGUAGCAGCAGCAACAGCAGCAGCAGCAGUGGCAGCAACAGCAGAGGCAAUGGUGGUGCAGCCACAGAUCCUGGAGUGCAGCGGUCGUUCAGCCAGGUCCCAUUACCUACCUUCUCCCCCUCAACUGCCUCCCCUCAGGCUCUAGCCUUGCAGGUCAAAGUCUCUCCUACCCCACCCAGGGCAACCCCUGUUCUCCAGCCUAGACCCCAGCCCCAGCCGCAGCCCCAGCCUUCAGCUCAGCUUCAGCAACAGACGGUAAUGAUCACCCCGACAUUCAGCACUGCUCCACAGACAAGGAUCAUCCAGCAGCCUUUGAUAUACCAGAACGCAGCAACCAGCUUCCAAG
Molecule: messenger RNA, 361 nt
Organism: Cricetulus griseus (Chinese hamster)
Lineage: Eukaryota; Metazoa; Chordata; Mammalia; Rodentia; Cricetidae
Gene: Srebf2
Product: sterol regulatory element binding transcription factor 2
Biological process (GO): positive regulation of transcription by RNA polymerase II; positive regulation of cholesterol storage
Cellular component (GO): nucleus
Molecular function (GO): RNA polymerase II cis-regulatory region sequence-specific DNA binding; DNA-binding transcription factor activity, RNA polymerase II-specific; protein dimerization activity
Source: RefSeq, marked validated